AGCGCUGAUUUACGCAUCGCAAGUUUCACAUCGCAGGCCCUAGGCCUGGCGUUUGCCUUCUGAGUUUCACAAACGUGAUCAGCCAGGCAAUGAAGCUCUGCAAGUGCAUUGGCUACCGCAGCCGCCAGGUACAUCCGGAGGCGCCGCCAAGUGGCACUCCCCCAGGCCAGACGCUGAUGGAGGAGGCAGUGAGCUGUGCCUCUGGUGCCGAGCUGCAGGAUCCAGGCGCCCAGGCAGAUUUGCAGAUGCUACCAAGCGACACGCCGUCAGACGAGAAGGAGGGGGAGGAGGAGGAGGAAGAGGAAGAGGAGGAUGGUCGCAAUGCGCACGUGACAAGCUGGCCCCCGUUGCAUGCCGGAGUCGCUUUGCGCGCCAGCCCUCCGCAACAGGACAGCGACGCGGAGGACUGGCUCGCCAAGAGCCGCGAGGAGGUGGAGGCUUUUGGCGAAGAGGAGGUUCUGAGCUGGGCCGAAGCGGUGCUGAGAGCCAAAGGCUACAAAGGAAGCCGCGGCGACAGCAAUACCGCAAUUAGCCGCACCUUAAGCGUCUUUAAAAUCAAUUUUGUCAUCGGAGCGGCCCUGCUGGAGCUGACACUGGAGAAGAUGAUAGCAGCUCCGUACAACAUCCCUGGCGGCCCAGCGGAACUGCUGGCGAAGAAGAUCCAGCUGCUGUUGAAGGAGCCCCAGGCUGCUGUGCAAGUUUCGGGUGACAAUCUCCCACAGAGGAAGAACGAAGAGGCCCAGGCAGCUGCAGGCAAGCAGGCAGACGGGCAGGCGCCGCCAAGUGGCGACCCCCCAGGCCAGUCGCUGACGGAAGAGGAGGCAGUGAGCUGUGCCGAGUUGCAGGAUCCAGGCGCCCAGGCCGCUGCGCAAGAAGUAUCGGGUGACAAUCAACAAGACAGGAAGAAGGGAGAGGAGAGCGAGCCGCAGGACUACGACCUGCAGAACAUGUCGGGCCUGCUCGCCUUCCUGCGCGAUGCCAACAUCCGCCUGGUGCGUCCUCAAUUCCUUCGGGAGUUGCACCAGGCCGGGCGCGCCUGGCCCCGGCGCCAAGAGGCGGAGACGGCGCGGACGGCCAGCGGAGAGCCGGCACUGCUGAGCCACGACGAGUUGGAGCAGAAGGCCACGCAAGGCUGGCAGGCCUUCAGCAUCCUGUCCUUCUCGCACUGCUGGGAAGCCAAGGAGCACCCGGACCCGCUGGGCUAUCAGCUGAAGAUGCUGGUGGAGGCGCUGCAGGCCUUCCCCGCGGAGUUCACCCGACGGACCAAUGGCAACCAGCUGGACCCCGACUGGGACGCCGCGGUGUUCAUCGAUUAUGUGUCUCUGCACCAGUUCCAGAGGAGUGAGGCGGAGGAGCCGUACUUCCAGGCGGCCAUGCGGGGGAUGCACACGCUGUACUGCCAUGAUGAGACGUACACCCUCCGCCUGGAGGAUCUGACGCCCACGGAGUGGGCUCCGCCAAGAGAGGCGGUCAGCCUGUACAGCGCCAGGGACCGCUGCGUGUGCAGCGUCCCCCUGGCCAAGCUCCAUGCCCCGCCCGCCCACCAAGGUGGACAGUGCCCUGCCACCUGUGACUGGCCACUGCACCCCAACAACACCCCAUAUACCGAGCGGGGGUGGUGCGCUGCCGAACAGCAGUGGUCCCUUUCCAGGGCCAAUUCCUGGCACAGCAUGCGCCUCCCCCUGGGCACGCCGGAGAUCUGCGAGGCCCCGCUGACCCCGGAGGCCUUCGCUGACGCCGUGCGGGCGGGGGGCCUGAAGUUCACCCAUCGCGGUGACGCGGAGCCGGUGCUGCGGCUGCAGCGGCACGUCUUCGAGUCGAAAACCGCGGUGACCACCCGCCUGGACUUUGGCGACCUGGGUCCGGACGGGGUGCGGGCGGCCGCAGACUGCCUGCCCCACUGCAGGCGGCUGACAGAGCUGAAGCUCACCAGAAGCAGCGUGGGGGAUGAGGGAGCCCAGGUCUUGGCCCGUGGCCUGGAGACUUGCAGUCCCCUGGAGCUGCUGUGGCUCUUCGAGAACAGCAUCGGCGACAAUGGCUGCAAGGCGCUGGCCGCCGCCCUCGCCGGGCACCGCAAGCUCCGGGAGCUGCAGCUCGCCGCAACCGGCUUCGGGGACGCCGGGGCCGAGGCCCUGGGCGCGGCGCUGCGGCAGAUGCCGCGGCUGCAGGAAUUGCGGCUCAACCAAAACCAGAUCGGGGGCAAGGGCGCCCAGGCACUGGCCCGCGGCCUGCAAGGCACCACUGCCCUGCAGCUGCUGUCGCUUUGGGAGAACCGGAUUGGCGAUACCGGCUGCCAGGAGCUUCGGGCGGAUUUGGCCCGCAAGGGAGGCACUACGGAUGAUUGGAACUACGGUUUGAACCUGGGCCUCAUCGGCAGCGACCUCGACUGGAUCGACGCGAGGGCAAUCCAGGACCGGGCACGCUCAGCGGCGGACAACUUGAUGUCGAAGGGGGCCUACCUGGAAUACGAGUGCUACGAUGCCAGGGGCCGCAGCCAAGGGCGAGCAGUGGUUAAGAUUCGAGGUUGGGCUGACCCUGAGAAAGGCCUACUGGAGGCGGACCACUUGGCAGCGAGCGAUGGGUACUACCAGUACUAUGGCGAGAGCGAACUCUCGAAGGGCAAGGCUUUAUACCACAUUUGCGGUGGGGCCCGGCAAGGGUGCAAUGUUCAUCUCCAUCGGGGUGAUCGACGUGAGCUUGUUCACCUGGAGAGAUGGAGGAUGAUCAACCCACUCCUCAUGAAAGAGGUGGAGUACUUGAGAAGGAUUGCCGAGGUUUGCAUGCGUGAGCAUGUUGUGAACUUCGCCCCGCGGGUCCCAGAGCCAGUGCUGCCCCCCAGAGGCGGCGACAUUGAUGCCUCGGGGAUUGACAAGGCAGUGGCUGAGGCUGCAGCAGAUGAUGCUGACUAUGAAGGAGGAGAGCGAAGGACCGAGGAGGGCCGUCUCCAAGUGGUGCCCCAGCCCUCUUCCCGGGGGGAGGGCGAGCUGUGGCGGCUAAGUCAACGACACCCCGGGCGCCUGCUGAAGAGCGGGAUGAAGGAGCUCGAGCGCUACCUAGCGGAUCGAGCAGGCGAGGGCACGAGCGAGGACGGAUGGGCACAGCACAAAGUGAUGGCGUACAUCAAUCAAGUCAUCCUGGCUGUCCACCCCAUGCAGUCCAUCGGCCUGCGCAACCACAGAGAACUCGUGACUUUGGGGACCAGCUUAGAUUUGCUGAUGAAUGGGAGGCUGGCAGAGCUGGGGGACUUGCUGAUGCAAAGACUCAAAGCCCUCGAAACAAGCUUGACCGAUCAGAACUGGUCAGCAGCUCGGCAUCAGGAGCUGAUACCGCCAGUGGCAGCCUCCUUGACUACUUUGGGAGAGCGGCACAGGACGGCCCGAGCCGAGUUGCAGCAGGUGAAGCUGAAGGAAGCGCUGCAGAAGCACAAGGAGUUGAGCUGGGCCAGGGAGAAGAAGCCGGCGGAGCGCGAGAGUGCCAUGCGGAAGCCACGGCACGAGAGCGAAGAGUCCCGGAGGCCCGUUGGCCAGGGGACCGUGCGACGGGUUCAGAUAGACGACCGCCCGCGCCAGAUUAUGAACGAGAAGGGGAACUCCACAGAGCUCCUGGAUGUGAUGAGGGAGUGGCUGAGGGGCGAGAAUUGCGGGGAACUCACGACCUCUCAAUCAGGCGCCCUGCUUGUCUUGAUGAUCCACCGCAGUGGGACUAACUUGGGGAAUUACCUGGAGAAGUCCACAAAGCCGGGGUCAGUCGCAGGCGAGGGAGGCCCGAGGCAGCGGAGCCUCAUGCCUCUGCCGCUGUGGACUGACGUCCAGGAGGAGCUCAAGAAGGUUCUGGAGAGCGGUGAGUACAAGAGACUGGCGGGUAGUUGGGCUGCCAAAAAGCAGCAGAAGCAGAAGGCAGCAAAAGCCGUGAGGAGGUCCGGGCUCCUUAUAUGGCAUGGCCUCGUGGUGAUCUUGCUGAACCACCUGUGGACAGGGGGAGGUAACAGAGGACGAGUCCAUCAAGGGAGUACUACCCUUGCUCAGCAAAGGGCAUUGGAGAGACUUUGGGAGGUUGUGAAGGUUUUCUGCGAUGAUGCCUCGGAGUCAAAGGACAAGAUUCCCAAGUCUCCAUCAAUGGGAGAAUGGGGCAACCGCCUCGGAGAUGUCAAGAUCUCCUACACAGGGGAGAUUGUUGACAAAGCUCACAAGCUAACCCUGGCUCAGGUCCUGCCUGGUUUGCCCCCUGAAGGCUACGGAGCCUCUGUCCCGCUGGCCGAACUCUGCGAAGGAGAGUUGAGGGAACGCUUGGAGGACCCCCUGUCCAACCUACUGCCUGAGGAGGAGCUCCCUGAGAUCAUCCCAAAACCUCGGACUCAUGCUGACCAGGACCAAUGGGAGGCCAUUGUGAAGGUCUUGCAUGCCCGCGGCCUUGUGGAGCCGGUUGAAGACCCAGUGAAGGUCAAGGGGCUUCCGAUUGAGAACGGAGCCUUCGGAGUCGUGAAGCCUGGCAAGUAUUUGGAGGAUGAGCGACCGGUCCUGAGAUUCAUUAUGGACUUCAGAGCGACGAACAGUGUGAGCAGAGUGCUCACAGGAGAUGUGAAGAGCUUGACGGGCGCUGCGUCACUGCAGCACAUCGUGCUACCUGAAGGGAAGGUCCUGAGGAUGUCGGCUGAUGACCUCGUGGCGGCCUUUUACCUGUUUGCCCUGCCACGUGGAUGGAGCAGGCUCAUGUGCUUCGGAGGCCCUGUGGCCUGGAAGUCACUGGGCUAUGCCAGGGAAGGCCGUGUCCGGGUAGGAGCCACGGUCCUGCCCAUGGGAUGGGCGUCGGCGGUGGGAGUUCUCCAGCAUGCUCACCGCCGGCUAGCCCUUCGCAGCCCGUUGCGUGGCGGCGCUGGCUUUUUGGGACGGUGUGAAAUUAGGAGGGACAGUGUCUUCCCGAAUCUGGAGCUGGGAGAGUCGCUGUGGUCCCUGUACUUGGAUGAUACGGAUUUGAUUGAGAUCAUGGACAAACGGCUGGGAAAGGAGAUGGAAGGAAAGAAUUCCGAGGAGCAGCUGAGGCUUAGGAGGGCUUAUGAGCACUGGGGCAUCCCAAUCAGCUUGGAAAAGGCACUUGUGAGGGCGAAGCAGGCUGAAAAGCUCGGAGCGGUCAUUGACGGUGACCGAGGGCUUUUGAGGGCAGCAACAAGGCGUGCGCUAGAGAGCCUGUCCUUGGGUGCCUGGAUGCUGCGCCAGGAGGAGGUCCCACGGAAAGCCCUGCAAGUUUUCUGCGGAAAGGAGGUCCACACUAUGCAAUUCCGUCGGCCUACCUUUGGGAUCUUCGACUACAUUUGGAAGGACAUCAGCGAUGGGGGGCCGAUGGUCCGCCUGGAGGAGAAGUCUGUCGAAGAGAUCUUGAUGGCAGGGAUGUCCCAGCCUUUGCGUUUUACCGACCUGAGGGCAAAGCUACAUGAAGUGGUGACCGCUUCGGACGCGUGCGAGACCGGAGGUGGGAUGGUCUACGGUGGAAAGUUGAGCGCGCAAGGCAUCAAGGAGUCUUUGUGCUUGGAAGGCAAACGGGACUACUAUCCGAUCGAAGCGGUGGAGCCCACGGACAAGCAAACCAUUUUGGUCUUUGACUGCUUUGCUGGAAUCGGAGGCUUAUCGCAGGCUUUGAAGCUUGCUGGUGUCGAGGUAAAUCGGCUGGUGGUCAUCGAGAUGGACAGCUCCUGCAGGAGGCUGAACCUCACAAGGUGGCCAGGAUGCGAGGUCAUGCUGGACAUCCAGAAGAUCAAGAAGAGUGACCUUGAAAAGGUCAUGCGGAGUGUGCCUGGGUUGACGGGAGUCAUUACCGGAGGUGGCUCCCCAUGUCAGGGGCUUUCAAGGCUUUCCUCAAACAGGCAACAUCUUGAUGAUCCUCGGAGUGCUUUGUUCUACAAGUUCGGGGAGGUGCUCCGCUGGGUGAGUGAGCUAGCGGCUGCCAUGAAGAUAUGGGAUGUUCAGUUCGUCGAGAAUGUUGUCGGGGAUGACGAAGACAUCUCCGAGGUGAGCGGUGAACUGAACCGCAGGCCAAUCUACUGCUGCGCCAGUGGACUUUCUAGGGUCAGGCGGCCCAGACUGUACUGGUGCAACGUGGAAAUGGGGGACCAUGAGAGCUUUGGGCGCGGGCACACAGCCUUGUACGACAUCAUUGAGUUCAACGAGAAGCGUGAGCCACUUGAGGAUGUGAUCGAUGCUGGAUGGGAGUGGCCCGCCGGCAAGGCUGACCCCAGCCUUUGCUUGCCCACUUUCACGAGGGCUAUCCCAAGGACAAAGCCUCCGGCAGAGCCCGCGGGGUUGAGGCUAUGUGACCAGGAAACAGUUGGGAGGUGGAAGGAUGACUUGAUGAAGUAUCCUCCUUACACCUACCAGCAGCAAUAUCUCAUGGAGUGCAAGGGUGAAGCUGAUAAGAAGCGGGUUGCCUCCGUCACGGAGCGUGAGCGUUUGAUGGGCUAUCCUGCUGGCUACACCCUUGCGUUGCACAAAAAGGACCCUACAAACACAGAGGAGGAGUUCAGGCAGCAGGUGGCGCGUGAGGCGGCCAUUGGCAACUCCUUCCAUGCUGUGAAGGUGGCGUGUCUUUUGGACCUCUGGCUUUGGACCGCUGGAGUGCGGACUGACCCCAAGGGCGCUUCAAAGAUUGUAGAGGAAUGGCACCAGAUGAUGCGCACUACGAGGUACAACGACGAGGGCCUGAUGGAAGGAACGGAGGUGACCCAUGCAACGUCUCUGAGUGAGAAGGAGGAAGAAGACAGGCUGCUUCAAAUAGAAAAGCCGCCAGGGCUGAUGGAGUGGCUGAGGAUGAGCAGCAGGGAUGGUGAGCGUCUUCCAGACCCGAAGCUCCUGGCAGCCCGGCUGGUUCACCAGUACCUUCGCCGGGCCGAGUUUAGAGGAUCUGACGUGAGGCUAGAUCUUCAAGUAGUCUACAGACCAGAUGCGGUUGCCCGAACAACCGUGGACCCACGGAGGUGGGUCUGGAAGGUGGCUCACUCCUACAAGUGGGAUCGCCGUGAACACAUCAACGUGCUGGAAUUGCGGGCUAUUCUUCAUUCGCUGGAAUGGCGAGCCAGAUCUGCAACGUUCCACUCCUGCCGCUUUUUGCAUUUGAGCGACUCCCAGAUCUGCUUAGCAGUCCUUGCAAAGGGGAGGAGCUCAAGCCGCAAGUUGAAUCGCAUUUUGCGAAAGAUUGCCGCCCUCUGCAUCGCCUUGAACCUCUACCCUCUUUGGGCUUGGAUCGCAUCCAAGCUCAACCCAGCGGAUGAGCCGUCCAGACGCUAUGAGCCGAAGGACAAUUAA
Messenger RNA from Effrenium voratum, 7292 nucleotides. Lineage: Eukaryota; Dinophyceae; Suessiales; Symbiodiniaceae. The record is from the annotation of a GenBank genome assembly.